AUGCUCCCGUACUCGGGAAAUACAGAGAGGCGUCAACAAGCCGUCACUCGAACACAUCAUCAUCUCCACCAAAACUACCAAUCCCUUCCACGUCAUCGACCACGCCCCCAACACGGAUGCCACGUGUUCUGUCGAGAGUGUUUCAACAGAAUCUUCCUGGGAUCACUAGCCUUCAAAUUGUAUCUUGUGGUGGCUUGGUGUCUCGGACUGACAGCCAGAGCGGUCUACACCACCAUUUGUCUCAUCUACCUACUCUCUCAAAACGCUGGAUUACUUGGGGUGUUCACUCAAAAUGAGCGGAUCUUCAUACCGUAUGCCAUUGUGUUGGUAGUCACCAUAGUAGCCAACACUAUCCUUAUAAGCCUCUCUAUGGUUCUCAUGAUUGCAAAGUAUCUAGCAUUCAUUAGUAUCACACAAGGGUUUCUGUGGGACCACCCGAUAUUAGUGUUCCUCGGAUCAAUUGUCUUCUUCGUAUACAAUGGUCUAUGUCUGGCGUCGAUGAUUCAUUUGUGCUCGGAUUUCGACAAAAAGCGGAUCCUGACCGAACGAAGACAACGAGAAGAAGCUGCUCACAGAGCACGGAUCUAUAAUCGACUCGUCGAAUUGAACAAUCGAGAUCAGCCGAUUACGGUUAAUUUGGACAGUCCGCCCAAGUAUUCGAACUUGAGCACAAAAUCGGAAACAGUUUGUACACCACCACCCGGUUAUUCUCAAUUGAAAGAUUUGGACCAAAAAUCUGAAAAAUCUGAAAAGACAUCACAAAGAGCACUUUUUCUGGAUUCUAGCGAAUAA
Messenger RNA from Caenorhabditis remanei, 792 nucleotides. RefSeq lists its product as uncharacterized. Bases 1 to 792 code for a protein of 263 amino acids. NCBI's taxonomy places the organism in Eukaryota, Metazoa, Nematoda, Chromadorea, Rhabditida, Rhabditidae. The record is from RefSeq and is a predicted model, not a curated record. The transcript is spliced from 5 exons.